AUGUCGGUCACUGAUUCCGCCGCAAAUUUCCGUGCGAGGGCCAUCGCGCUGGGGCUUGAUGAGGCCGUUCUGCAGAAGAUCGUCGACGGGGGUAUUGACACAUUGGCCAAGUUUGCUUUUUCGUCUUCAUACACCCCGGGCGCUCAGGAUGAGAAGCCUUUUCUUGAUUCCAUCGCAACUCUUCUGGGUAGGGAUGGUAGCGUGGGAGAAUUGUCAGUACUUCGACGCUUAUUCCAUGAAUCCUACUCUCUCACCUCUGCUGAGUUGAAGCAGUCAGUGGAACGUGUCGAGGACGGGCCUGUCAAGAGAUUGGCUCAGCCAGACAGGGCCGACCGGUUGGCCAAGCAACAGAAACGCUUGCCUGGGAUAAGCAUCCGAGGUCCUCUUGAGCCAUCUGAUCGACUCGUGGAUCGUUGCGUGGCGAUCUAUGAGGAAAACCGGCUUGUCUACGUUGAGCUUUCAGCCUGCACCUCUAAGGAAGAUGAAAUUAAGCAAGCCACGCUCAAGGAGGACAGGCAUCUUGUCGUAGAAAGCGGGGGAAAUGUUCGACUCAAAGGCCUGGUGAACAACAAGAUGGAUGCAGACAUUUCCUCUGAUUUGCUCAUGCGGUAUGCUCUUACUAGGCGUGGCCUAGCGAUGGAGCAAGCGGGAAUCAUCUCAUAUACACUGCAUGACGCUUGGACCGAGCAACUGCUCGCGUGCCGUUUCCGAGAACCCCCGACAGGGUACAGCCGCGUUUCCUUGCAACAGGUCAUUCAUGCUGACAGGCAAUUCUUCAUCAAACUUGCCGAGCUCACCCGGGAAGGAAUACAGCUUCAGGCGAAGGGUAGGCCAUGUGAUUUGCACUUCGAGACAGCUCGCAAUCACCCGGAUGUGGCGCACCUAAUGCAACCCCUUCUUGCAGCGGUGCCUAGACCAGACCCCACAUGGACGCCCCGAAAAGGCGACGGCAAGAACAGCAAGGGAGGUAAAGGUCAGAAGGGCGGUAAAGGGAAGCGGGACACCACUGCCAUCACUGUCGGAGCCGAUACAGGUAUGAGCGUUGAUGCAGCCGGCGGUGCUUCCGCCGAAAUCCUUUCACAACAGUUGCUUGAGGCUGACAGGUUGCCCACUCCAGAGGAGAUUGAAGAGCUCGUUAGCCUCUUGCCGCAUGGCGAGUUGACCGGCGAACGCCGGAGCAACGCGGUUGAACUGGAAGCCUUGGGGUUCGCACUUCCAUCGCAGUACCCCGCCACCGGCAACCAGGCAAUUGCGCGGCACCAUGGACUUGCUUGCCCCGACGUGGCAUUGUCAUCCACGCCAACUGGUGUUGCCCAGCAAAAACGAGGCAAGCCUGAAGCUUCGCUCCUGCCUGAGUUCGGCAAGGUCUUGCAGGUAGAUGUCGAUCAGGUUCCGCCAGUGAACCACAAGCAGUGCCUCACUCGCCCGUUGGGCGAGGUGCCAGCAGGAUCCAAGCUCAUCGCCACGUCUCUUCUCAGGGGUGAUGCGGGUGGCGAUGCGGGUAACGAGGGUAAGAGAUUUCGCCUUUCUUUAGGAGUCUUUGCCACGCCAGAUGAGUUCGUUGAUGCGGCCAAGGACUUGCUACAUCCUUUUGCUGCUUCGGCUGUUCUGUCGCCUAUCGUGAAAAGGCGUUUGUUUGAGGCCUUGACCAAAGGUCCUGAAUGGGUUCAGCGACAACGGUGCUCCAAAUUGAAAUUGUGGCUUAGCUGGGCCAAAGAACUGCAAGUUGCCGAAGGAGAAAUGAAAGGUAAGCUAGAUCCUGACAUUGGCCGUGUGCUUCGAGGCAAGCGCUUGUUGCUUCUGAAGCGUAUUGCUGAUGAUAUGGACUGGCCCGACAAGGAUUGGUUGGGUGAGCUCUUGGAAGGGUUUGACUUAGUCGGUAGUCAGAAGCACACCGGGGUCUUCAAGCGAGAGUUGCGACCACAAGCAAGAACUAAGGCGGACUUUCUUGAUGCUAGCAAGUUCUUGCGACCGGCACUUCUGGGCAAGGUCGCCUCUGAGGGUCUGAACGAGCAUUCUCAGGAACUCUGGGACAAGACCUUGGAAGAGGUGACGGACGACCUUCUUGAAGGACCUCUGACGCAGGAGGAGGUUCAUGCCAGACAUGGUGACCAUUGGGUCCCGGUUAGGAGGUUCCCGGUGGUACAAUCUUCAGCGGGCAAGAGGAAGCUUCGACCGAUUGAUGAUUUUUCGGAGAAUCUAGUCAACGGUUCUUUUUCUUAUGCCGAUAAGAUUGACUUACGUGCCCUUGACGAAAUCAUUGCCAUCUGCCGAUGCUGGACCCAGGCAUGCACUUCAGAACAUCAGUUCUUUUUCGCGAUGCCUGAAGGGCCACCGUUGGUGGGCCGUGUCCACCCUUUGUGGGUCAGCGGGGCUUGGGAGCCUUUGCUUACAACGUUCGAUUUGAAGAAUGCUUAUCGUCAAUUCCCAUUGUCACCAGGCAGCCGUGCUCAUGCGAUCAUUGCACUGUUGGACCCGAGCAGUCUUGGCGUGGGUUUGUUCGAGUCCAAAGCGCUACCUUUCGGUAGCACGGCGUCGGUGGUGCACUUCAAUCGAAUGUCACGUUUGUUUUGGAGGAUUGGCCUUGAACUUCACCUGUGGUGGAGCAAUUUUUAUGAUGACUACCCAGUCAUGACGCCAACACUGCUUAAGGAUUCCACCAUGGCGACUAUGAUGCUCCUGUCCCAGCUGUUAGGGUUUAGUGCCUCCCUUGAGAAGUUGGCCCCAUUUUCUUCGGUUGGUACGAUGUUGGGCGUUGAAGUAGACUGCAGUUCAGCGCCCGAUGCGCUCAUCCGUGUUCGCAACAAAGAGGGUCGUGCCAGCGAGGUGUGUGAGGUCAUACAGGGAUGCAUUAAGGCUGGUGUGGUAAGGCAAAGAGAUUUCGCCCGUGUCGCUGGCAGGAUUCAGUUCUCAGACUCGCAAAUCAUGGGACGUACCGGCAAACUAGCUUUGGCAGAGUUGCGAGCCUCAUCGGCCAGGCAUGCUGACAAGUUCCGUCUUGGAGAGCAGGAGGUUAGGGCCUUUGAUUUCUUGGUCAGUCGACUGUCCUUUGGUGCUCCUAGGGUUGUACCCUGUUCGGUUCCUCCGAAACCGAUUCUUGUCUUUACCGAUGGCGCCAGCGAAGGAUCUGUCCACACAGUGGGGGGAAUCAUGUUUGACCCGCGUGAACAACAACCGAAGUACUUUGCUUGCCAUGUGUGCGACAGUGUCGUCUCGACCUGGUCCCGGGACCUUCAGCACAUCAUAGGUCCAGUCGAGGCCUACGCUGUGCUCACGGCGAGAAAGGUCUUUCAUCAGUCUCUGUCGGGACGAUAUUGCGUGUACUUCAUUGAUAACGACGGGGUACUGCUUAGCUACAUCAAGGGUACGUCUUCUAGCAAACCUAUGCGAGAUAUUUUGCUGAUGUGGGAGUCCUUGGAGAUGCAUGCUCACACGUGGGCGUGGUGGGCUCGUGUGCCAUCCGCAUCCAACCCAGCCGAUGCGCCGUCAAGAGGCGAGCUGGAUGAGCUUGUCAAAGCUGGGGCAUUGCGUGUGGAUUGUGAUUGCCCGCUUACCGGUACAAGACUUGUCGACUUGUAA
This is a messenger RNA of Symbiodinium sp. CCMP2592, 3579 nucleotides long. NCBI's taxonomy places the organism in Eukaryota, Dinophyceae, Suessiales, Symbiodiniaceae. The record is from the annotation of a GenBank genome assembly.